This is a messenger RNA of Haemonchus placei, 1212 nucleotides long. The record is from the annotation of a GenBank genome assembly. Lineage: Eukaryota; Metazoa; Nematoda; Chromadorea; Rhabditida; Trichostrongylidae.
AUGCCUCGUCUGGACAUUUCCAGUAACCCCUUCGUCACGUACUUCCUGUCGAGCAGAUCGAUUUGUAGUUGGAAGUUGGAUCCUUUGCCACCAGACUCCAGAUUCAGCGCCUUACCGAGUGCCGAAUGCGACGACGAUCUAAGGCUACCUUAUGCCUUAACAAAUGCUAUUCGGACCUGGGCUGAUUCGUGGCCAAGAUAUGAUGGUGCAGCCGUCAACUCCUCCUGUGAAGACUUACGUCUCCCAUCUGAAUUUCCUACUCGAUAUUACAUAAACACUUUUGUGCAUACACGAUCACAAAUUCAAGCCUUCUUUCCCAGAUGCUCGAAGUCGUACAUGAAGGAAGUGACAUCAAAGCUUGACGUUGAACGUCUCGGGAAGGAGAAUUCGAGCGAUCUACUGCAGUUCUCAGUAAGAAAUGAUGUGAUCGUCGCGUAUCGAUCAAUAACUGAUCAAUUAAACAAUCGAUUGGCUGUUGUUGGUGUCCAGUGGAGAAUGUCAUAUGCAAAUGCGUUAUUUACGAAUUGGACCCGUUCGGGUACGAAACAGUGGAAUGAUUGUAAAAAGAUGGACUGCCUUCUCGUUACGCGGAGUGGGUUUGUACUGGCAUCAUCGACUACACGUAGUCCAGGCCCACUAGCUCGAUUCGAUCCGCAAUUGUUUGCGAGCCUGGUGGAAAACGGUGUCGUAACCACGUACUCAUGGGUGGACGCCCAAGCAGAGUGUAUGGCCAGCCGAUCUGCACCGUGGUCAAGCCCGGCAACUUCUAAGAGCAAUAUUGUCAAAACUCUCAUCAGCAGCAUUACAGCUAUCAUUGGCAAGACGUUUUGGAUCGAUCUCUAUUACCUUCUCUCGUCGUUCGUCGCAGGUCAGCCAUCCAUGUCCGGAGGAAUAUGUCGCUUUCAGCGAAUCAAACCUGUUGAAAGGUACGCUCGAGUAUUCCCAGUGCCUCACACAACCCUGACAGUGAUAAGAGUGGAUCGUGCCUGCCCCGGUUAUCGAGCCAGGAGGAAGUACCCUGUCCAACCACAAAUACUAGAAGGCUGCGAAAAGGUCACCUACUUCGAUCGACGACCACCGACCCAUUAUAAUACAACUGUCGAUGAGGAUGAGGGACCAACAGUAGAGUGUCUUAUCAGUGACUUUACGAGUACUAUUCAGCCAUGGAUUACUCUAACAAUUCUUCCUUUUGCGGUGAUCUCUUCACUGUAG